Messenger RNA from Phyllopteryx taeniolatus (common seadragon), 2624 nucleotides. RefSeq names its product H6 family homeobox 3a (gene hmx3a). The transcript is spliced from 2 exons. Gene Ontology annotation, cellular component: nucleus. Gene Ontology annotation, molecular function: DNA-binding transcription factor activity, RNA polymerase II-specific; RNA polymerase II transcription regulatory region sequence-specific DNA binding. NCBI's taxonomy places the organism in Eukaryota, Metazoa, Chordata, Actinopteri, Syngnathiformes, Syngnathidae. Bases 556 to 1503 code for a protein of 315 amino acids. The record is from RefSeq and is a predicted model, not a curated record. Gene Ontology annotation, biological process: regulation of transcription by RNA polymerase II.
UUUUUGGCGUUAACAGCCUGGCGCUCAUUUGCUGCCUAACGGGACUUUAUGAGAGCAAUAACACGGGGACACACGCACCCGCACGCACGCCCGCGUGCACACGCACGCAUGCCUGCCCUGCAGCCAAAGAGGGGAGGAUGUCCCCUCUCUCUCUCUCUCUUUCUCUCUCUCUCUCUCUCUCCUCUCUCUCUCUCUCUCUCCUCCCUCCUCAGUCUGCCUUAAUCCCAUUUGCUAUUGUGCGAGCCCAAUCGCCUGUACUUUCCGCAUUUAACUUGGAUGACAUUUUUAUUUCGUCAUUAGCACACCGGCUCGCGGUUCGGCGUUCGAGCCCCCGGGAUGAUCCAUCCGGCACGCCUUGUGCACGCUCCCGCUGCCCCUCGACCGCCUUCCGUCUCUUUCCGUGCGUGCGCUUUGGUUUGAGUUCACCCAAAGAAGCAGUGGAAGUCACCACUUGCAAAGAAAAAAAAAGAAAAAAUACAUUUAAAAAAAGAUUUUUUUGUGUUUUUUUGUUUUUUUGUUUUUUUUUAAACCCAAAACCCUCGAUCCUCCGCCGCCAUGCCCGAGACCACGCAGGAGGCUCCGGCCAAGGACUCGCCCUUCUUUAUCAAGAACCUGCUCAACUGCGACAGCAAGCCGCCCAACAAGCCCAAGCCGCCGGCGCUGGCGGCCCACCGGGCGGCCCUGGAGGCGGCGGCCGGGGGCUUUUCCCUGGCGCAGGUGGCCGACUUCGGCUUCCCUCGCUUCGAGCUGCCCGCGCAGCGCUUCACUCUGCCGGCCCACUACCUGGAGCGCACCUCGGCCUGGUGGUACCCGUACGCCCUCAACUCGUCCGCGCACAUCCACAGAAGUGAAGCCAUAGAAAAACUGACAGCCAGAGACUCGUCCCCGACGUCGGGCACGGACCGGGACUCUCCGGAACUGGUGCUCAAGUCCGAGCCGGAGGCCUGCAAGGACGACGACGAGGACGACGAGCGCGCGGCGAGCAAAAGCGGCGACGAGAUCAUCUUGGAGGAGAGCGACUCCGAGGAGGCCUGCAAGAAGGACGAGCUGGACGACUGGAAGAAACGCGACGACGACGGCGGCGGCGGCGGAGGAGACAAGAAACCGUGUCGCAAGAAGAAAACGCGCACCGUGUUCUCUCGCAGCCAAGUCUUCCAGUUGGAGUCCACGUUCGACAUGAAGCGCUACCUGAGCAGCUCGGAGCGCGCCGGCCUGGCCGCCUCGCUGCACCUGACCGAGACGCAGGUGAAGAUCUGGUUCCAGAACCGCAGGAACAAGUGGAAGAGGCAGCUGGCCGCCGAGCUGGAGGCGGCCAACCUCAGCCACGCCGCCGCGCAGAGGAUAGUCCGGGUGCCCAUCCUUUACCACGAGAACUCGGCGUCGGAGGGCGCGGGCGCCGCCCCCAGCGCGCCCGCCAGCCAGCCGCUGCUCACCUUCCCGCACCCGGGCGUCUUCUACUCGCACCCCAUCGUCACCUCCGUGCCACUGCUCAGACCCGUCUGAAAGUACACACACACGCACACACACACACACACACAAAAGAAUAGGAAUGAAUAAAAAAAAAAAAAAAAAAAAGAAGUAAAAUAUUUUUAUACUCGAUGAAGAAACGAACGAGGAGGUGGAAACAAAACUGUAAGGCCUGCAGGGACCUCUUGUUUUACGGUUUACACGUGAUCCGACAAUUCAACCACGUUAUUAUUAUUAUUAUUAUUUGGGCUGCAGCUAACAGUUAUUUUAAUAAUCAAUGAAUCUGUAUAAUAUUUUCAAUUAAUCCUUGAAUUGGAUUUAAAAAAAAAAAAAACUAAAAUUCUAUCCAUAAAAAAAACAAAAAACAGGACAUGUUUUCAAAGUAGUACUUAAGUAAAGCUGAUGUUUACAAAUGUCUUCUUUUGAUGACAACAAAGAACAGUCUGCUUUCAUGGAGGACUGCAGAAAUGUGCGAAUGUUGACUGGCGAGAGGAUGAAAUUAGAGGAUUAGAGGAGGUCUGUAAAUGAUGACUCGAUCAUCAAAAUUGAUAAUCGAUUAGUUGAAUCGAUGAACGGAAUGGUUGCAGCUCUAGUUAUUAUUAUUAUUAUUAUUAUCAUCAUCUCAGGAGUCUACCUGCUUACACUGCCCAAAGAGUGUCUAUUUUUUUUGAUUGUAUUUUUUUUUUUAUUUCGACUACUUUUUAAGUUCGAGUUUUUAACACUGUGACCACCUUGUUUAGGGCCCAAAAUAAGUCCCACUGGCUUGUUCAUGUGUAAAACACUUUUGUUGUUGUUUUGAACCAUUAUGUGCAAUACAUCAUUCCAACCAACAAGAAUUUGUACUUUUUUAGUUUGUUAUGAUUCCUAUUUGUUCUGGCAAAGAGCUCGUGACGGGUGACAAUCAAGACACUCUCAACUGUACAUGACUGUGAUUGUUGCUAUGUGUGUAAUUAGCUUUAGUUUUGAUUCGAUGAAGGUGUAGACUCCACUGCUGUAUAAAGUUAUGUAAAUGUAUAUAUUUAAUGAACGGGGAGACAGUUUUUUUGUUUGUUUCUUUCUUUCUUUCUUUCUUUCUUUGUACAGAAAAAAAAACACACGCAUCGUUUCUUUUGAUAUUGUAUUGAUGGAGCAAGUGGUGAAAUAAAUGGAGAAUAUUG